Letharia columbiana is the source of this 1836-nucleotide messenger RNA. RefSeq lists its product as uncharacterized. The record is from RefSeq and is a predicted model, not a curated record. NCBI's taxonomy places the organism in Eukaryota, Fungi, Ascomycota, Lecanoromycetes, Lecanorales, Parmeliaceae. The transcript has 3 exons. Gene Ontology annotation, cellular component: mitochondrion; peroxisome. The coding region runs from base 1 to 1836 and encodes 611 amino acids. Gene Ontology annotation, biological process: carnitine metabolic process. Gene Ontology annotation, molecular function: carnitine O-acetyltransferase activity.
AUGGCGCCAGCAAAUUCCCGACGAAGCUCGUCUGCGCUACCCGAAGGGUACCGAGAAGACAGCUCGAAAGGUGACAUGCUACGAUUCGAGGAUUCGCUCCCUAAAUUACCGGUUCCUACCCUCGAAGAGACCUCAAAGCGUUACCUGAAGUCCGUACAACCACUGUUGAAUAAAGCCGAGUUCGCAACAACGAAGAAAACCGUUGACGAUUUCGUGAAACCUGGCAGCAUUGGACAAGAAUUACAAAAGAGGCUACAGGCCCGUCGAGAAGAUCCCAAACACCGGAAUUGGAUCUACGAGUGGUGGAACGAUGCAGCAUACCUCAGCUAUAGAGACCCGGUCGUGCCGUACGUAAGCUACUUCUAUUCACAUCGGGAUGAUAGGAGGCGACGGAACCCAGCGAAAAGGGCGGCAGCGUUGGCUACGGCUGUCCUCGCAUUCAAAAAGCAGGUAGACAGCGGGAGUUUGGAACCAGAGUACAUGAAAAGGCUUCCCAUUAGCAUGGAAUCAUAUCAGUGGAUGUUCAAUGCGUGCCGCAUUCCUGGCAAAGCAGUCGACCACCCAGUCAAAUAUUCCCAUGAAGACCACAAAUACAUUACGGUGGUCCGAAAGAACCAAUUUUUCAAAGUGAUGUACGAGGUCAGUGGCCAACAGCUCAACGCUGCAGAGUUGGAGAGGCAGUUCAAUCGAAUUUACAAGAUGGCGCAAAAGACUCCAGCAGUCGGUGCAUUGACUACUCAAAAUCGUGAUAUCUGGUACUCCGCUCGCGAGACACUUCUCUCGGCGCAUCCAGCCAACGCUGCUGCGUUGGAGACCAUCCAGGCUUCAGGGUUCCUGAUCUGCCUGGAUGAUGCCUCACCAGUAACGUUAGAAGAGCGUGCCCAUCAGUAUUGGCAUGGUGAUGGUGCGAAUAGAUGGUUUGAUAAACCCCUGGAGUUCAUCGUUAAUGAGAAUGGCACUUCUGGCUUUAUUGGCGAGCACAGCAUGAUGGACGGCACUCCUACUCAUCGACUAAACGACUACAUAAAUAUGAUGAUCUUCACCAACAAACUCGACCUCUCCGACUCCAACGUCCGCUCCGACCUCGCUGAGCCUGUGGCCGUCAAAUUCCACAUCAACGAAGUUGUGAACAAGGAGAUCCACCGGGCCAUCUCCGAUCAUGAGAACCUAAUUGCACAGCAUGAGCUGAGGGUGCAAGCCUAUCAAGGCUACGGCAAAGGUCUAAUCAAAAAGUUCAAGUGCUCGCCAGAUGCUUACGUGCAGAUGAUCAUCCAGCUCGCUUACCACAAGAUGUACGGCACCUGUCGUCCCACCUACGAAUCAGCCGCUACUCGACGCUUCCAACAAGGCCGCACUGAAACUUGCCGUAGCGUCAGUGAUGAGAGCGUAGCAUUCUGCGCUGCCAUGGCGGACCCGGAGGUUCCUCCAGAGGAAUGCGUUAAGGCUUUCCGAGCCGCUGUUGACGCCCACGUCAAGUACAUCACUGAUGCAAGCGACGGAAAGGGCGUUGACAGACAUCUGUUCGGCCUGAAGAAGUGCUUGAAGGAGGGAGAGGAGUUGCCAGAGAUCUUCAAAGAUCGAGCAUACGGUUACAGCGGAACGUGGUAUCUAAGCACCAGUCAAUUGAGUAGCGAGUAUUUCAACGGAUACGGGUGGAGUCAGGUUAUAGAUGACGGCUUUGGCAUUGCGUAUAUGAUCAACGAGAACAGCAUUCAGUUCAACAUUGUGAGCAAAGGAUUGGGCAGUGAGCGCAUGAGCUUCUGGCUUAACGAGGCAGCGGGCGAUAUUAGAGAUCUGCUUCUACCAACGACCGAAGGCCCAAAAGCAAAGCUGUAG